CGUCAUUCUUAUUCACUCGUCCAUUGCCAUGCCACAGGUGCGGAUCAUCAUUGCUCAACUGCUUGCAGUAGCGGUUCUGACCCAACCAUUGCUGGCGGCACCUAUAUUCUGGUUUCUUCCGUGGAGCUUCCCUUCCCUUUCCACCACCACCUCAUCCUCAACAACCGGGACGUCGUCCGCAUCCUCAUCGAACGGUGCUUCGAAUUCUUCCAACGUGUCGGUGGCAAUCGGAAACCGCGUCAAUACUUCGACCGGCCUAGAUGAUUACGGUACGAACAUAACGAACGUACAGAUAAACGUCAACCGUAUGCGGCGUGCUGUCACCGAUGAGGAUUUGGUCCGGCUUGGGCGUAGACUAACCCGUCAGACCGGCACUAAUGGUUCGGCGAGUGAAUCGAUAAUUUCGAUUGGUGAGCAUACGAUUCGGUUACCGGCCAACAUAUCCAAUCUCACCGUCAAUACCUAUCUGAUAAAUGGAAUCACUGAAGAUACUAUGAAGUGGUCAGAUAGUGGUAGUAUGGUCAUAAAUACUAACGAAGCAUCAACUCCAUUGCUUACGGCUUAUAGUAUUUUUAAGAAUUUUUUAUCCUCCUUCUUUGGGAAACAAACGUCACAAGGGUAG
Anopheles maculipalpis is the source of this 622-nucleotide messenger RNA. RefSeq lists its product as uncharacterized. Bases 29 to 622 code for a protein of 197 amino acids. NCBI's taxonomy places the organism in Eukaryota, Metazoa, Arthropoda, Insecta, Diptera, Culicidae. The transcript has 2 exons. The record is from RefSeq and is a predicted model, not a curated record.